This is a messenger RNA of Lineus longissimus, 1100 nucleotides long. RefSeq lists its product as uncharacterized. The transcript has 4 exons. Lineage: Eukaryota; Metazoa; Nemertea; Pilidiophora; Heteronemertea; Lineidae. The record is from RefSeq and is a predicted model, not a curated record. Bases 162 to 800 code for a protein of 212 amino acids.
AUUAGCUUCUAGUAUUGGGCCAACAAUUGCGGAUACACUACUCUUGUAAUUGUGAAAAAGGAUAGAUAUCUUUGAAAGAGUUUUCUUACAUAAAAAGAUGAUAACCAUACGUAUCUAUUGAAGCGAAGAUGUGACUGAAUAGAGCCCUGGAUAAUCUGCCAAUGAUUCCUGAAGAACCAAGGCGCAACGAUGCAACACGGAUUGUAUGGAAAGAGGACAAAUGCCACAAAACUAAGAAAACCAUUUCGACAUCUUUUAAAAUGUGGCCAGGAGGCGGACUGAUGAGACAUGCUCUUGUGUUCCUCCUGCUUCUGGACAUAACGUAUGCCAAGCCUAUCCUCGGAGCAGUUGGCAGGAAAAAGCCCAGUCCAGCUAACCUGCUUCCACCGACCCCUGAUAUGCAGAUCGUUGAUAUCAUGGAUAGGAUAGACCGCAUUAUUAAUCUGAUCUGGGAGGAUGCUGGAGAGACUAUCAAGAAUGAAAAGCUCAGGACAGUGUUCUGGGGCAAGAUGAAAUAUCUGCCAUCAAGAUUGCACAUCGCCUUCCUCAGCGGCCCGCGGUUUACUCUCGUCCAACUUUUUCGUGAUCUCAACAAUUGCCCGAGACAAAACUUUCAAAAAUCCUUUCCCUGCGUUGCGACAGCCGUACGUAACGCACAAGCUCUCGGUAGAAAAUUCUACGAGAAAUUCUCAAAGUUUAAUGUUAACCUCCUCAGUAAAAUCGACAAAGAAGAGGAGUUGGCCAAGAUCAAGAAGUCGUAUGUUUACAGCGGGAUACAUAGUCAUCAUAAAGGACGUUAGAUGAAUGGGAACUCUUGGGAGCCGUUAGUUUAGUACGUUCGCAAUAAGGGGAGGGCAUUUGAGAAUUGUUGGCCCCCGUCGUACGCAUGUGCUUUCGGGGGUGGAGGAAUAGGGAGUCGAGAAAAAAAGAAAUUUUGCGUACGUACUAAACGAACGGCACAAUAGCAUUCGUUCGUUGUGUGUGUAGUCGCCGACAGUUUCUAAUAAAUGGUGCAGGGUAAUCAGCCACGUCGGCUGUCACGCGGCUUUGAUGUUACCGUAUGUUUUGAAUGCACUUUCUCUUAUCAAAAAGACACCAAG